AGCACCAGCAUGCACUAGAGUGGAAAUCAUUGGUACCGAUGUGGCGCAGAGGGCUGGUCAUCCCAGGUCAGCUGCGGACGUGGCGAGCGAGCAAUUUGUUCGCCAGGUAUGCUAGCAGUGAGUCCAGAGGACUUGCCAGCCGACGCACUGCAGUUGUUGCUGUAGGGUGUCUCGCUGCCGUAUCUGCAGGGGCUGUCUACGAUUUGACAUCUCAGUGGCUCUCACAGAAAGAUGAUGAGGAAUGGAUAGAGGAUUGGGAAGAGCGGCUUGCAGAGCAGCAAAGUUCUUCCGGAGAGUUUGGAGCUGUUUCGGUGUGGACCACAACAAAUAACACACUCUUUGCACCUCUACCAAAUGGUCAGAUAAUGGUUUGUCUCGGUCGUUUCGUGAGAAGCAAGGUUUUGGGCAUGGAGCUGCGACAAGAAAACCACAAAGAUGUUGGCACUCGCCAUUUGGUUUUCGUUCGACAUGCGCAACCAGGACACGGAGAGCCUUUGUCGGACGUCGGCCUUCAACAGGCAGAGUUGCUCGCGCAGAGGCUCUCGGUGCAGACUAGUGAUGCGAAGUACAAGGUCGUUUUCCACUCGCCAGCACCAGAAGCAAAGGCAACUGCAAAGAUCUUGAAGCAAUGCUUUGGGAAGGUCAAGAUGAAGGAGUCAUCGCUUCUUGCCGAAGAUGUUCCAAUGGUGCCAAGUCCAGCUCCCGAGGCCUUAUUGCAGCUGUCUCCUGAGGCUGUGCUCAACGAUCUGGCUCGCGCCGAGGGUGCUUUGCGAACACACUUGUGGCGUCCAACUGGGGGCCCUCACAGCAGCGUAGAGGUGAUUGUAGCUCACGGGAACGUGAUUCGCUAUUUGAUUUGCCGUGCGCUCCAGCUGAGUCCAGAUGCAUGGUCACGCUUUGCCGCUGGGCAUGCGACCAUCUCCUGGAUCGAAGUCCAAAGCGACGGUGCCGUCAAACUUCGAGAAUUUGGAGGCUCGGGCCAUUUACCUAGACAAUUGCAAACCUAUAUUUGAUAGAAAUAAA
Durusdinium trenchii is the source of this 1023-nucleotide messenger RNA. The record is from the annotation of a GenBank genome assembly. NCBI's taxonomy places the organism in Eukaryota, Dinophyceae, Suessiales, Symbiodiniaceae.